UUCCCGAGAAGCCAGUGUUUGGAGGAUAUAUUGGCACGGGUGUUGUUAGGCAAACCAUGCCAAUAUGUCCUUCAAUCACUGGCUUUGAGGGCAUUAUCACUUUUAUACAACGGGUUACCAACAUAUUUAAAUAAUGAUUAUGCAUAUUUUCAAUAAAAAGUUAUUUUGAGGAAUUUAUUCAUACUAUUUCAUCGUUCCACAAGAUAUAGUCCCGACACAAAUCUAGGUGUUGCUACCCAAGCCGGCUUGUCAUUCGUUCUAUCGGUUCGAUUCCCAGAGACGUGACCCAGUUGUUAAGUAUUUUUGUUCUGUAUCUAUGGACGCGACCCAGUCGUUCGUUCUAAAUGUUCUAUUGCCAUACUGGCUGCCAACGUUCUUGCUUGCUAGUUAACCAACUAUGGCUAACUUAUAGUCACAUCAAACAGUGCAGACAGAAUAACAACAAAGUAACUGAAUUUGCAUUUGUUUAAGCUGUUUUCUAGUGACAUUUAUUUGGAUACAUCCAUAACAAUGAGCUAAUGAGGCGCGAUUUCACCUGGCAUAGAAAAUGUGCUCUCUCGUCAGGACACUGUUGUUCAGAGGAACUAGUCAACAACACAGCUAACACAAUCACUUCAAAGUGAAGCUGGACAGACUGCAAACUAGCUGCACUUAAUUUCAUUUCACCUGGUUUCUAUUGACAUUUCUUUGUAUAUAUCCAUUAAAAUGUUGACUGGCUGAGAAAAGCUGCCUGCCUAUCUGUCUGUUCCCGACUCCCAACCCCUACACGUUCAUUACUAUGGGACAGCUGGAGAUCAAGUUUCUAAAUUAACAAUGUUACAAACGUCAGAGAGACAGACGGCGAGGUUUAUGCAAAUCUCAACUAUUGAAAACCAAUUGCUAGUUUAAAAGAAAUAGGAGAUAAUGUCUAGACUCUUUUUACAUUGGAGAUCAAGUUUAUAAAUUGCCUGGUUGGGCUGAUCAGACAGUGGAUUGUGCAGUGAGAUUGAACAGUGCAAAUAGGCAUUUCAACGUCAUAGCUUCAGAUGGUGGUAACUUGUGGAAUAGACAACGGCUAGAAUGCGGUUUUAACCCAUCAGCAUCCAGGAUUAGACCCACCCGUUGUAUAAUUCAUAACACUCUACAGCAGUGGUUCACAACCAGGGGUACUAGGACCCCCGGGGGUACUUGGCCUAUCUAGAGGGGGUAAUUAAAAACUCAUAAGUCCAUAGGGUUACAUGCACAUACGCCGGAUACUUCAGGCGUACUCCAGGCAGAGCAAAAUUCAGUUGGGAGUAGAGUAACCAAAAAAGGUUGGGAACCACUGCUCUACAGCAGCGUCAGCUUGACAAACAAAGGUGACAUGGAAUUUAGAGUAACAAUCAACCUCCCUUCCUCCUGCAUGUCCCCUUGUUCUGGUGGCAUUUCACAAAGAGCUCACAUCUUCAUUUCUCCCCACCCUCCUCCACCUUCCCUUGUGCCCACACGAGCAACCCAGUUUGCAACUCCCGCCCCCCGGCAGCCUGCCUUGCCCCCAUCCCUCUUGGCAGCUUAAUUCAUAUCCUCUGACUGCAUCUGCUCUCUGCAGCCAGGGAAUCAUCACUCCAGACCAGGGUCUGCAGGUCAGCCUCUCUCUAGUCUGCCACAAUGACAAACAACUCCAUGCAAAUCAGAGGACAAAGGGCAAUAGCUAACAUGAUGGCCACAUCUAUUCAUCAGCGGUGAAUGAGGAGAUAAGGUUGAAGAUAUAGCUCUGUCCACAUCAGUGCUUCUCUCCCACUAUCUACUUUAUUUGGCCAUACAUUUUUAUAUCCACCAUGUGAUGAUGCAAAAACUCUGAGAUAUUACAUCUGCUUAUCACAGAUAUGCAGUUGCAUUGUUACACAUACACUGACUGUACAAAAUAUUAAGAACAGAACAGUUGAGUGUGAAAAACCAAUCUGCGUUGCAGUUGUUGACACAAACCGGUGCACCUGGCACCUACUACCACAACCCGUUCAAAGGCACUUAAAUAUUUUUGUCUUGCCCAUUCACCCUCUGAAUGGCACACAUACACAAUCCAUGUCUCAAUUGUCUCAAGGCUUAAAAAUCCUUCUUUGUCCUGUCUCCUCCCCUUCAUCUACACUGAUUGAAGUGGAUUUAACAAGCGACAUCAACAAGGGAUCAUAGCUUUCACCUGGUCAGUCUAUGUCAUGGAAAGAGCAGGUGUUCUUAAUGUUUUGUACACUCAGUGUAUACCUGUAGUGGAAUCAAUUUCCACGCAGGAGGAGAAAAGUAAUUUAUGGUGAGCUCCAGUAGCAGUCUUGUCAAAUGAAUCCACUUGUAAAAAAAGAUUGCCAUUCAUGAAUGAUGUGAAGGUUGUAUCAUCUGUGAUCUACAUCUGUUUAUUUUAGUUACUAUGCUGUUACUAAGCAGUAAUGUAUUACGGCAGUGUUAUGUUACUGUGUUAAGAAGCAGUGCGGCUUGGUUGGGUUGUGUUUCAGAGGACGCAUGGCUCUCGAUCUUCGACUCUCCCGAGUCCGUAAGGGACUUGCAGCGAUUAGACAAGACUGUAACUACUACCAAAUUUGAUACCACGAAAAUUGGGGAGAAAAAAAGUGUAAAAUAAUAAUAAUAAAAAUUUAAAAAACACCUAAUAGGAAAUGCACAUGCGCACUAUUGUACCGGGGGCGGUAGAGCACGAGAGGUUUUGACUAAACAAAACAAACUGUACUCCCGUCUCCUGCCUGGUCAUUUCAACACAACACAAAUAUUACACUGGCGACGGGGUGAUUAAGCUUCUUAAACAGACAUUGCUUGAAGGGAAGAAUGUUGCGAAUGGUUGGACAUGAAGCUACGCUGGAACACUGAUGACUACCUGGGCAUCACUACCAUCAGGGUCCCAUCGGACUCCAUCUGGAUCCCAGACAUUGUGCUCUAUGACAAUGCCGAUGGACGUUUUGAGGGCUCUGUCACCAAGGCUGUUGUCAAGUAUGAUGGCACCAUCACCUGGACACAGCCCGCUAACUACAAGUCAGCCUGCAUCAUCGAUGUCACCUUCUUCCCCUUUGACCUGCAGAACUGCUCCAUGAAGUUUGGCUCCUGGACCUAUGAUGGCUCACAGGUUGAUAUCCUCCUGGAGGACUUCCAUGUGGAUAAGAGGGACUACUUUGACAGUGGUGAAUGGGAUAUAGUGAAAGCAACAGGCAGCCGUGGUCUGAGGAUGGACGGAUCCUGCCACUUCCCCUUCAUCACCUAUUCCUUCAUUAUCCGUAGACUGCCGCUCUUCUACACCCUCUUCCUUAUUAUCCCCUGUAUUGGCCUUUCCUUCCUCACCAUCCUGGUCUUCUACCUGCCCUCCAACGGCGGGGAGAAGAUCUCCCUGUGCACCUCUGUGCUGGUGUCCCUCACCGUCUUCCUUCUCGUGAUCGAGGAGAUCAUUCCUUCCUCCUCCAAGGUCAUCCCUCUGAUCGGGGAGUACCUGGUGUUCACCAUGAUCUUUGUCACGCUCUCCAUCGUCAUCACCGUCUUCGCCAUCAACAUCCACCACCGCUCCUCGCCCAUGCACCAAGGCAUGGCGCCCUGGGUGCGUCGUAUCUUCCUGCACAGGCUGCCUAAGCUGCUGUGUAUGCGCAGCAACGUGGACCGCUAUGCUACCCCCGGUGGGGCCAGGGCAGGACUGUCAGGGAGAGAGCGUGCAGGACUGGCAGGGAGAGAGGGGGCAGGACUGGCAGGGAGAGAGGGGGCAGGACUGGCAGGGAGAGAGGGGGCAGUAGGGGGCAUUAUGAAGUCCACCCCUCAUCUCUCCUCCACGAAUGACCUGCAGGCUGCUUUGGACUCUAUCCGUUACAUCACCAUGCAUGUGGUCAAGGAGAACGAGGUCAGAGAGGUGGUGCAGGAUUGGAAGUUUGUGGCUCAGGUUCUGGAUCGUGUGUUCCUGUGGACCUUCCUCCUGGUCUCAGUACUGGGCUCUGCUCUGCUCUUUAUCCCUGUCAUCUACAAAUGGGCAAAGAUCAUUGUCCCCAACCAUGCAGGCGGCAGCGGAUAAGACUAAACUGAGUCUAAGUGCACUGAGCACAACAAAUUCAGAGACACUACCGUCAGUGCAGAGGCAGAGACACUUACUCACAUGUGGGUGUGGGAGACCAGUUAUAAUGGCAAUGGAUUCUAGUUCCAUCAUGAUUUUUGAUUUGUGUAUAUGAAUGAUGGAUUAUUGUCUCUAUGUUUCUGUAUCUGUUUAUAGAUUAAAUUAACAUACAAUUGUUUUA
Salvelinus fontinalis (brook trout) is the source of this 4226-nucleotide messenger RNA. RefSeq names its product neuronal acetylcholine receptor subunit alpha-5-like. The record is from RefSeq and is a predicted model, not a curated record. Gene Ontology annotation, biological process: monoatomic ion transmembrane transport; regulation of membrane potential; nervous system process. Lineage: Eukaryota; Metazoa; Chordata; Actinopteri; Salmoniformes; Salmonidae. The coding region runs from base 2807 to 4006 and encodes 399 amino acids. Gene Ontology annotation, molecular function: acetylcholine-gated monoatomic cation-selective channel activity; transmembrane signaling receptor activity. The transcript is spliced from 5 exons. Gene Ontology annotation, cellular component: postsynaptic membrane; neuron projection; synapse.